This is a messenger RNA of Postia placenta MAD-698-R-SB12, 923 nucleotides long. RefSeq lists its product as hypothetical. Bases 42 to 851 code for a protein of 269 amino acids. Gene Ontology annotation, cellular component: cytosol. Lineage: Eukaryota; Fungi; Basidiomycota; Agaricomycetes; Polyporales; Adustoporiaceae. The record is from RefSeq and is a predicted model, not a curated record. Gene Ontology annotation, molecular function: oxidoreductase activity, acting on NAD(P)H as acceptor; aldose reductase (NADPH) activity. The transcript has 9 exons.
ACCGUUGACACUUUCGAGACGGCAACCUGAGGAUCGUCAACAUGCCUUGGGGUACUAUCCAGCUGAACGACGGGACGAGCAUCCCGAGCAUUGCAUACGGAACAUGGAAGUUGGGUAAUGGACAGGCGACAACCGACCAUGUGAACGAUGCCCUUUCCGUUGGGUUCACUCAUAUCGAUACUGCGCAAGUCUACCGGAACGAGUCUGAGGCUGGAGAAGGCUUGCGUGCGAGCGGCGUCUCUCGAGAUAAGGUCUACAUUACGACGAAGUACUCGGGGCGUGCGGACAUCGAGACGUCCAUCAAGAACAGUCUCGAAUAUCUUGGCGUUGACUAUGUCGACCUGUAUCUCAUCCAUGGGCCUGACCUCGCUGUGCCAGACAUUCCGACCCUCUGGAAGAAGAUGGAGAAGAUCCAAGAGGAUGGGCUAGCGAAGAGCAUUGGUGUCAGCAACUUCAACGUUAAGGAACUGCAGACGCUCCUUGCGUCAGCAAAGAUCAAGCCCGUGGCUAACCAGAUCCUCUUUCACCCGUACGUCCUCGCGCGCCAGGCACCUAUUGUCGCAUUCGGCGCGCAGCAUGGAAUAGUAAGCGAGGCAUAUAGCGUCCUCAUACCCAUCACGCGCCACCCCGGCGGUGCAGUCGACGCCCCCCUGCAGACGAUUGCCACGCGACAUGGGGCACAACCUGAGCAGGUUUUACUCGCAUGGGCGAAAGCGAAAGGCGUGGUUGUCGUGACGUCGAGUACGAAGACCGAGCGUAUGCAAGGUUACUUGAGUGCCGGAGAUCUUAAUCUGAGCGACGCUGAGGUCGCCACUAUUGAUGCAGCUGGCCUCGCCGGAUCGCGUCGUUAAUGAAGUAUCGCUGCACUCGCGCAGCGUCGGUAGUUCAUUCAAAAUACGAAUAGCAUCAUAUCAUUCACGUUU